Molecule: messenger RNA, 3365 nt
Organism: Drosophila gunungcola (fruit fly)
Lineage: Eukaryota; Metazoa; Arthropoda; Insecta; Diptera; Drosophilidae
Exons: 6
Coding region: 580-2445 (621 amino acids)
Biological process (GO): antigen processing and presentation of peptide antigen via MHC class II; protein polyubiquitination; immune response
Cellular component (GO): lysosome; late endosome membrane; early endosome membrane
Molecular function (GO): zinc ion binding; MHC protein binding; ubiquitin protein ligase activity
Source: RefSeq, a predicted model, not a curated record
CUGCUUUGUCACCCCUACACACUGCUUGUCGCGUCGGAAAAUGAAAGUCGGGAAGGGAUAUGUCUCCGUGUUUAAUUUGUUAAAAUACAUAAAAUAUAUGUGUAAUUCUUAAAAGUAUAUAUAUAAGGCGUAGAGUAGUUACUGGGCGCGGUGCUGGGUAAAAAACAUAAGUCGACAACGUUCACGUCGCCGUUCGUCGCUCAUAUGCAAAAAUAUAUAAUAAUAGACCUACCAACACAAACAAACACACGGCCAGAAGUUCGUUGGCGUUGAAAGGAAAAAUAAAGGAAAGGAAAAUAAAAGUGCAAUAGAUUCGGUUAACAUUGUGCAAAAAAUCGAAGUAGCCCCUGCCAACAGGGUCUCUAAAAAUAAAGACGGGCGACAGCCUCUGCUUAUCGUUGGAAAUAAACAAAUAACCAGCGGAGAAAUCAUAACAAAAGCGCAAGACUACCAGCAUAAAAGACAAAGGCCCCCCUUUUUGGGGUUGAAAACCCCUCUUCGAAUAGCGGAUGCCGGAUCGCAACGACUAUGCAAUACCCUGAAAUUUAGUUCACAGAGAGAGAGAGAGCUACGAACAAAAUGCCUUGCGACAACGCCAAAACCUCGUCGGAUAUCGAGCAUGUGGACUGGAACUCGGGCCAGCACUAUGCAAAUGUCAGGUUCGGUUCGGGUAGCAGCCAGGCCUCCCAAAACAGCGGCGACAUCUGCCGCAUCUGCCACUGCGAGAGUGAUCCGCAGAACCCGCUGCUCACGCCGUGCUACUGCUCCGGAAGUCUGAAGUACGUGCACCAGGCCUGCCUGCAGCAAUGGCUCACCGCCUCCGAGACGAACUCCUGCGAGCUCUGCAAGUUCCCCUUCAUCAUGCACACCAAGAUCAAGCCCUUCAACGAGUGGCGCAGCCUUGACAUCUCCGGCAUUGAAAGGCGGCGAUUGUGCUGCUCCGUGCUGUUCCAUUGUGCCGCCGCCCUGUGCGUCAUCUGGUCGCUGUGUGUGCUUAUCGAGCGGGCCGCCGACGAUGUCCAACGUGGCCUAAUAGGUGCGGGGUAUUGGCCCUUCUGGACGAAACUGGCCGUUGUCACCGUGGGCCUUACCGGCGGAAUAGUCUUUAUGUACAUCCAGUGCAAGGCGUAUCUGCAUCUUUGCCACCGCUGGAAGGCACGCAACAGAAUUCUGCUGAUUCAGAAUGCCCCGGAAAAGAUCCAUCCCUUGGCACCUCCAUCCCCAGUGGCCGCCCAUCAUCAGCACUUCAGCGAGCCGCUGGCCCAUGCCGGAUCGGCCAGCGGAGCGGUGGAGAUCAAUGCCGGCGGUGCGGCCGGAGGACACUGUGUCCACGAAGCUAGCUGUGCGUCCAUGGAGAACGGAGGCGGCGGUGCGGGUUUGGGCCUACACCAGCAGAUGCAGCGGCUGCUGAAUGCCUCGCCGCAUCAUAUGCUGCAAUUGGCCGCUGAACUGGAGGUGCCCCACAGCAGUAGCAGUGCCUGCACGCAAACAGAGGAUGGCCAUGGCCAUCAGCGGCACCAGCAGAUGCAGCAAGGCGGCCAGCAACUGGGUCAGGUGGCGGUGGCCGCCAACAUCGAGUGCUCGCAGUCACAGCACAAUUACGAUCGUGACUGGGCCCUCGACGACGUCGUCUCUCAGAUCUCCUCAUUCCGGCCCUGCCCCCAGGGAUCGGGCAGCAUGACACCCUUCCACGACUCCAUACACAACGUGCUGGAGCACUCGGAGGGCUCUAGUCGCGGCUCGGCCACGGAUCUGUGUGCCGGAUCACGGCAGGAUCUCAGUGCCAGCGGCAUCUCCACGGACACAGGUCGCGAGCAUGCCCUGCAGCUAAGCAGCUUCAGUGGCAGUGGCGAACACAAGGCGCCCUCGAUCAGCUCCGGAGUGUCGCAUGCGGUGGCCAAUGGACUCGGUGGAUUCGUGUACAAGCCGCACCAGACAAAGCGCUACUCCAACUCGUCCAUCUUUCUGGAGAACCGCGAUGUGCUGAGCGACCAGACCAGCGUGGGUCCGGACACUGCCGUGCAUCCGUACGAUUACAGCACACCGCCAAAGAUCGACUACCGCCAUUCGGGCAUGAUGGGCGUGGACUUGCCCAUUGGCUGCUGCACCACCGACUGUUUGGGUGGUCAGCAGUCGAAGGAGGAGCUGCGCCGCUACUCGGAUCCCAAGCUGAAGCCCGGCGAGGCGGAUACCGUACUGGAUAUCGAUCUGCCCACAUCGCCGCUCUCGCCACCUGCCGCCUAUGCCAGUCAACAGAAGCAUUCGCAUCCGCAUCCGCACCCGCUGGUCAACUCCUCCUCCUUCGACAGAGGCGUGAAUAAGGUUAGCAACAGCAGGAGCAGCAGGGGAAAUGGUGCUUCGGACGCGCACAUGGAUCGAUCGCGGCUCAGUUUCAAGUCGUUGCCAAAUCUCAGCAGCAGUUGCGAAAGUCUCAUCCAGAAGUGAGGGACUAGUCUUGGUCUGAUGUGAUCCACUAUGAUCUGCGCGCUCUCUCUCUGCCCUCUUAACCUUUGACCCUCUGCUCUCAAGUAUUCACCGCUGGUCGACGGAGACCCCAGAUCCACAUAGAACGUAAAAACGAAAUACUAUUUUUUAUACCGCACACCAAGGGGCUUCAAAAGCCAGAUCGUGGCCGGCGGCCAAACAAUCCCUAUGUUCUCCUCUUUAUAAAGCAAAGCCCAUAAACAAUUUGAGACUGCAAUGAUUAAAACAAAACACAAACGACAAAACUUAAGAGAAAUGAAUAUUGUAAUGUUUAGAGCAAGGCAGUUGGCGAAUCUAGAUUUAGUCGCUAAAUCGAUGUAUAAUUUAUCCUGUAUUCGUGUAUCAUCCAGCCUCCGAUCCCACAUGUGUAUGUCCACUAAGUUGUCCAAACCAAAAAGCCCAAAAACCAACCAGAGACAUUAAUUAUUUAGUCCAAGUGUAGGAUGUGUGUUUUGUUUCUUAACUUCUAAGUCAAAUGAAAUUUUAAAAAAUUGAUCUGUGAUUAAGCGUCAUUGAAUAUACAUACAUAACAUGCAUAAAUGCAAGCAAAAACAUAUUGACAGCAGCCGCAGCAGUAGAAAAAAAAUAAAAUUUUUACUUAACAACAAUUAAGAUAAAACCAACAACAGCAACAUGACAACCACUAAAAGCUUUUCGCGGUUAACAGCGAAAGCUCCACGGAGCCAAGAAAUCGGGAUAUAUAUGUAUCUCAAGACCCCGCUGAGAAAUAUGAAUGAAAGCCGUUUUAGAUAUAGACAUAGCAUAAACAGUAACAUACUUAUGAUCGCUACAAGUUACGAGCAUAAACAAAAACGGGCAACUAAAUUUUUUAUUAUGUAUUAAAUAUUUAAAUAAAUAUGUGCAAACAAUUGAUCAAAUUA